Molecule: messenger RNA, 2513 nt
Organism: Pollicipes pollicipes
Lineage: Eukaryota; Metazoa; Arthropoda; Thecostraca; Pollicipedomorpha; Pollicipedidae
Product: methylcrotonyl-CoA carboxylase subunit 2
Exons: 10
Coding region: 98-1798 (566 amino acids)
Biological process (GO): L-leucine catabolic process
Cellular component (GO): methylcrotonoyl-CoA carboxylase complex; mitochondrion
Molecular function (GO): methylcrotonoyl-CoA carboxylase activity
Source: RefSeq, a predicted model, not a curated record
GCCUUCGUGUUUUAGUAUGCAAAUGUCCGGUGGGUGGUAGAAGCCUCGUCCAACGAGUUAUUUAGGUUCUUUUCGAGCUUUUCUUGGUGUGCAAGCCAUGUCUCUUCUUCUCCGUGGUCUGAGGUGGAGUUUUGGUCGCUCACCUCACCACAGACAAGCAUGCAAGAGGUCCUACCAUUUGGAUACUGCACCAAUAAUUGGGACAGAGCCAGAUCGAAAUAGCCCACAGUUCCUGGAGAACCACGAGCGCAUGUCCGCACUGGUCGGCGAGCUUUCAUCGCACGUGGACCGUAUCGUGGCCGGCGGCGGAGAGAAGGCGAUACAGCGGCAUACAUCAAAAGGUAAACUGUUGGUGCGCGAGCGCAUCUCUCGCCUGCUGGACCCGGGCUCGCCGUUCCUGGAGCUGUCGCAGCUGGCCGGCCACCAGCUGUACGGCAAGGAGGAGGUGCCGGCCGGGGGCAUCGUCACUGGCGUGGGCCGCAUCAGCGGCGUGGAGUGCAUGAUCGUCGCCAACGACGCGACAGUGAAGGGUGGCUCCUACUACCCGAUCACGGUCAAGAAGCACCUGCGCGCCCAGGAGGUGGCCAUGGAGAACCACCUGCCAUGUGUGUACCUGGUGGACUCUGGCGGCGCCAACCUGCCGCGCCAGGCAGACGUCUUCCCCGACCGAGAGCACUUCGGCAAGAUCUUCUACAAUCAGGCCAACCUGUCGGCCAAGAACAUUCCGCAGAUAGCCGUGGUGAUGGGGAGCUGUACAGCCGGCGGCGCCUACAUCCCGGCGAUGGCCGACGAGUCGGUGAUCGUGCGGCGCCAGGGCACCAUCUUCCUGGCCGGGCCGCCGCUGGUGCGCGCCGCCACCGGCGAGGCCAUCUCGGCCGAGGACCUGGGCGGCGCCGACCUACACUGCAGUACUUCGGGCGUAACGGACCACUACGCCGUGGACGACCUGCACGCGCUGCACCUGGUGCGCCGCUCUGUGCGCAACCUCAACCGGCAGAAGACGCCGCCGGUCACGCUGCUGGAGCCGGAGGAGCCGCGCCUGCCCGCCAGCGACCUCUACGGCAUCGUCGGCGACAACUUGAUGAAGACGUUUGACGUCCGUGAGGUGAUCAGCCGUAUCGUGGACGGCUCGCAGUUCGACGAGUUUAAAGCGCGCUACGGCGACACGCUGGUGUGCGGCUUCGCCCGACUCUACGGCUACCCGGUCGGCAUCGUCGGCAACAACGGCGUGCUUUUCUCCGAGUCGGCACUCAAGGGCACCCACUUCAUCGAGCUGUGCUGCCAGCGCAAGAUUCCGCUCAUUUUCCUGCAGAACAUCACAGGUUUCAUGGUGGGUCGCGAGGCGGAGGCCGGCGGCAUUGCCAAGAACGGCGCCAAGAUGGUGACAGCCGUGGCGUGCGCCCAGGUGCCCAAGCUGACGCUGAUCGUGGGCGGCUCGUACGGCGCCGGCAACUACGGCAUGUGCGGCCGUGCCUACGGACCUCGCUUCCUCUACAUGUGGCCAAACGCACGCAUCUCGGUGAUGGGCGGCGAGCAGGCGGCCGGCGUGCUGGCGCAGAUCACCCGCGACCAGCGCGCGCGCGAGGGCCGCCCCUGGACCGACGAGGAGGAGGCGGCGCUCAAGGCGCCGAUCGUGGCGCGGUUCGAGGCGGAGGGCUCGCCGUACUUCUCGUCGGCGCGCCUCUGGGACGACGGCGUGAUCGACCCGGCGGACAGCCGCCGCGUGCUCGGCCUCUCGCUGUCGGCGGCGCUGAACGCGCCCAUCCCGGACGCCAAGUUCGGCGUGUUCCGCAUGUGAGCGGACGGUGCGCACGCGGCCGGCGGCGGAGCGCGGCUGGAAGGGCGGGCGCAGUCGGUGGCACGGGUCAGUGGGCGCCGUCGUGUGGCCCGUGUGAGUAGCGCUGGCGGGUGCGGGGGCCGCCGCGGGGCGAGCUCGCGGGUGUUGCUGUACUGCCCUGCGUGUAGCCUGUCCCAGCGCCGCCCUCGGCCCACCAGUGGCAGCGACUGAGAGUGAGGCCUCCUGCCCUUGAUCGAGUGGUCGGAGGGCUGUGGGCCUUGUGAUGACCUAGGAUGUCGCGUCCCCGGCGAGAUUGCUGGUGCGACUGCUCGGAGGCCCAUAGUCGACAGGAUGUGCAAUACGGUUGUGCCCGGUGGCACUUUGUACACGCGAUCGGUGUAGGUUAGAUGUGCUACUGGUGGCGUUGGUGGAAUAGCGUGUGUUGAUGCGUAGACCAAAGCCGUUUUUAUAGAUAUGUGGCGGCUGACGUGCCGAUUUCGUAUUGCGAUAGGUCUUCCUGCCUUGGUUUCUAACACGAAUGUGUAAAGGCAGGCGCCUUAUGUAUGUGGUGGCAUAGUACGGUGUGCUAUUGAACAAAUGGACGGCACGAUAUCGUAGUAUGUGUUUGCUGUAGUGGGGUGAAAGGCUGCCGGUUCACGCCGUGGUGCUCCAGGUGCUCACUCUUAGAUUAUGCUCUGUGAAUGCUGACUUCAACCUGAGACCGAAUAAAUGAAGC